This is a messenger RNA of Pocillopora meandrina, 10719 nucleotides long. The record is from the annotation of a GenBank genome assembly. NCBI's taxonomy places the organism in Eukaryota, Metazoa, Cnidaria, Anthozoa, Scleractinia, Pocilloporidae.
AUGGCUUCGGGUGGGCCAGCCGAAGUAAUCGACGCUGAAAAGACGCUGAAUUGCGGCAUCGAAAACUUUCAAUCGGUGACUGAAGAACACUUUGAAGGCAAUAAUUUAGCUGAAGAAGGCCAAGAUCCUGGUAGCUCUUACAGUUUCCCGGGAGAAACGGAAAACGAGAAGGACAACAAUCAGUCAGCUGGUAUGAGUUUCUAGAUUCUCUCAAAUUUUAUCUUUCAGUUGAGCUUCUAUCACCUCUGAAAUGGGAGAAUUGAGUAUUUAACCUUAUCUCUCGUAGGAAUUAGCAAAAAAAAAAUGAUUCCCUUUUUGUUCAUUUGCAACUUAAGAGGAGUCUUGCGAUGGAUCGAUUAUCCGAAGCGAAGUAAAAAUUCAGCUUCAGAGUAAUCACGUGAAAAAAAUGGUUUGUGUAUAUCAUGUGUGCCGUGUUUAUGAGCUUGCGUUCCAUUUGCGGAACGCAGAUCGGCGAGUUUAGUAUUCCUUUAAUUUCGCAGUUCAUCGUGGAAUGUUGGAACACUUUGAUAUCAUUGCCAGAGUCUCUUCUUAAAAUCGUUCUACUUGAAUUAUAAGUGUCAUAAUACCGUGCCGCUGCACAGAAUGCGAAUCGUUUACAUGUAUCGAUAUUUGAAAUAUCUUAGAUUAUGUUCGACCCGAGAUUGAAGAGUAACAAUUUAAUCCUCGCAGGAAAACUUUUCCUGACAUUAAUUUCUGCAGUAGACAUUUUGCAAUUUACAUUUUCAGGAUUUAUAUGUAUCUUCUUCCAUAUGUACAUUGUCAAUCGGAACGUUAGGUCGUAUUCAAAUUAAGCAUGAACAGGAGGGCCUGUUUAUCUAGAUAGAGCAGGCAGCCUGUCUAUUUGGUUAUCUGUCUAAAUGUGUGCUGAUACUUCAAUAUACCCCCUUACUGUAUGUCUCAGAGGCCUUAUGCAUUCCAUAAGGCAAUGCUUUGUGAAGAGUGAUUUAAUUUGUCACUUUUUGAGAUGCUAUUUGUCUUUUUUGCCAUGAAAGAUGUAUUGCUGCAGCAAUUGUUGUUUAAAAGUAAAUAAAUUGUGAAAAUAAAGCCAUGACUGUCUUGCUCUGCAAGAACAAACCUUUUACCAAGUAAUGAUAUUAAGUGUGCAGCUAACAUCUGGAUUAAUAGGUCUUAGCAUGGAGGUCUUUAGCUUAGCAGGUUCUUUUCAGGAAUGGUCAAUCUUUAAGUCAAGAGUCACAUGGAGGGCUGUAUUAUUGUUGGAAGUAGACCAGUUUGAAUGCUCAAGCAGUAUUUGUGGCACCUCAUUUUUAGCAGGCCUGAUUGGAUUUGUAACAGUUAUUUUCAAUAAUUUCUGGAAUAAGGUCAAAUUGUUGGGUUGCAUAGAUUUGCCAGCUAAAGAGGAGGUGCAUUAUUUUAUCAGGAGGCUGAUGAAACAGAAUGGAAGCCUCCUGAUGUCUCAAGAACCCACCUUCUAACUUACAUGUAACCCAUAAAACUUAACAUCAUUAUGGAUAUUCCCCAUACUGUUCUUCAUACAUUUCUUUAGGUGCAAGCAAGGAGAAUUUGUUUAGCAAUCAAGAGCUUCAUUAGUCAGUGACGGUUUUCAUUACUCUCAUGACCUUAACCCUUUAACUCCCACGAGUGACAAAGACAGAAUUUCUCCUUACAAUUUCAAUACAGUAUCAACCAGAUAAGUGAUGAGAAUAAAGAAAAAUAUCAUUUUGGGGAUAAUUAAUUGAUCCAAAACUAAAUUCUCUGAACUAACAUUAUAAGAAUUGUGGUUGACAGUGAGGAGAAUUUCAAAUUUGAUCUGGGAGUUAAAGGGUUAAUGCGUGAUACAGGAGUGUUAAUUUUUAAGGAGAAAUUAGGUUGGACUCAUACUUGUGCGUUUAAGGGAAAAAGAUUCUGUUAAUGUGGAGAAAAUCUUUGCCUUUUCCUGACCCUGAUGUUCCAGCGAGGGGUUUUAUACUUGUAGAGUUUAAAGCUAAGUGAAAAAAAUUUCAAGUCUGAUACUCUGGUACAGGUUGUAAUAGCAUUUGAUUCCAUGUGCAUGAACCAUGAAUGUUGAUUUCUUCAAAUUCAUUUCUGAAAAUGUUCUUUUUUCUUUUUUGUCUUACAAAAUACAGUAGCUUAAGUUAAAUUAACUGUGAUUUUUUUAUGCUACAUGUAUGUUGUCAUCAAUUUUGUAAAACUGUAUUUGAUAUGCCUCCCUUUCAUUUUAUUUAAAGCCUCAUCAGUGUCUGAAGAUGACAAUGAGUCCGUUCUGCAGUCAUCAAGAGCUCCAAAUACAAGUGCACUAGAAACAUUAGUACGCACUGCCUGUGAAAGUCUUGCAGUAUCAACACUUCUUGCAGGAAAUUCUUCAUCAAAUAACCUGUUAGAUGCUCCUUGUCAUCAGCCUUCACAGGAUACACCAGUUGGCCAUGCCUCGAGACUGAGAAUAGUGGCUAGUAACUCAAGUGCCACCUCAAACCUGUAUGCUCCAUCCACUAGUGCUCUUGGUGAGACUUCAGCAGCUGAUGAUGCAGUAUUUAGUGUCAUUUUUGGGCAUCGGGAUCCUAACAGCAGAGCUAGUGCAGUAGAAGAGGAGCAUGAUACCUCACAAUCCAAAGAUCUUCCAGAACCAAGUUUAGAUUUAACCCAUAACAGACUCUCUGAUAUGGGAGAUGUAGAGGUAUGAUUUAAAUUGAAUUUGAUAUACUCCCAGUGAGUGUAUUUGUUAGCCACAUUACUGUAAGGUACAUCAUGCUACUUUUGUAUACAACAUGCUGUCUGUGCUUAAGAAGAAGUUCUUCAUAUAUAACGAUCUCAUACCUAUAUUCAGUAUUUUAAAUGAACUACUGUAUAAGAUGUGUUCAUCGAAGUACAUGUAAUCAUCAUUCUAACUGUAGCUUCAUUUAAGUCAGUGUCCAGAUUAUGCCUGAAGUAUUGGUGUGCUAAUUUAGAAAUUAGAUUGUGUAAUUUUGUUAUAAACAAAGAGAACAUGUUUGAUUUUGCCCAACAAGAAACUUGAUCAUUGUUUUAUUACCACCCUGAAAAAAAAGCAGUUUCAUCAUUUUAAAUCUCUCGAGAGAAAGAGGUUUGGUUCAUUCCUUUUGCCUCACUCAGAAAACAUAUCUAGAAUGUGAAAAAUAAUCUCGAAAAUGAAUAUUAUUUAAUAUAUGCAUAUUUUGCAACAUCUGAAGGGUUCAUCUGAGGAGCUAGAAAGAAGAAGAGCAAGUGAACGAGAACGGAAGAGGAAACCAGUCAGAUUUCAAUCUCCAACAGAAGAUGAACUUAAAGCAAAGAAGAAGAGGAGGAGACGCAUGAAUCCUUUGCUUCGUAUUCCUCGUCGUGAUCCAGCCAUCCCAUUCAAGUGUGACUUGUGUGGUUCUCCAUAUGUUAUCAACCCUUCAAGACGAGGCAACAGACCAAAGCUUUCUUCCCAUCAGCCAAGUCCUCGGCAUAAGGUUGAUCCAGCAACAGGGAAGACUCUCACUCUGUGCAAUGCUUGUGGUAGGUGUCAGUAAUAUAGGGUCCAAGAGAAAUCUUUUUGGGUGGCAAGUGAGAAAUGAUUGAACAUUCUUAUUUUAAUAUCAUUAAUGGAACAAUUUGGUGGCCUAAAAUAUUUGGUUUCAGAGGGGAAUAUUUUAACAAGAAGGGUUAAAGAAGUUUCUUUGUUGAAACAAAAUCAUGCUCCUAAACCAUCACCUGUUAAGUGCAUUAAAAACAUAACAAAACAAGAGGAUGGACUCUUUACAAUGUACAUGAUGAACAUUAGCAAAACAUUUAAGUUCCUUGCCUCCUUUAGUGGUUACCAUUAAAACUUCUUGUUGCCAACAGUUGAUCUUUGAUUGUAAUAUGGAGCAACUGGUUGUUGCUUUGAACCCUUUGAUUUGGUUUAAAAUAUGUUUGUCAUUGAUGUAAUGCUAUAUUGUUUGUGAGCUUACAUGUCACCUUUUAACUCCCACAAGUGAUUUUACUUGGAACUGUGCUCCGUAUCUAGUUACAUUAUCAAGCAAACAGGUUAUGAAAAUAUCGCUGGUGAUCAAAGUUAUGGCAUCAGGGUUGUGACAUGUACAUGUAUCUUGAUAUAACACCAAAUUCUUGCAAUUAACGUAUAAGGAACAAGAGGGAAGAAUUUACAAUCAGAUCUUGGGAGUUACAGGGUAUAAAGAGUGUGUAAUGUGCUGUCAGUGCAGGGUGCUCAUACUCAGGGCUUUUUCAUUGAAAUGCAACUGUGGACUUGUGUCAGGCAUCAGCAAGGAGCAAAGGUUGCUACCUACUUGCUCUGUAGCAUUUGUACAACCACUAACCUUGACGACCCUGGAUAAUUUGUUUACUACAAAGGAUUUUAAACAUUUAAGCACUUGAUGAUUUUGUUACUCUUUACAAAUUAAUAUAAUGUGAAGCUAGAAGGAACUUGUUUGAACUCUUACCAAGAAAAUUGUGGAACAUGCUACUUCCUGUGAAACUUCAAGAACUUGAAGUAGAUAACUAAUGUAAGGGCAGGCAGUGACAUCUUUCUGUAAUAUCACACUGGAAAGAGUACAUCUAUCUCUGAGAAAUGUUUUUACUUGUAUCAAAUUUAGGUUUGUCCUUUGAUCGUCCUAAAAAGCCGAGACGAGAACGCUGUGAACCAGAUCCAGAAGAAAAGAAGAAGUAUCUGGAGGAGGCAAACCAGUUUGCAAUGUCUCUAGUAGAAGGACUCGGAGACCCUGAUGGUAAUAUCAAAUGAUAAGUUUACUUUUAUUUCUAAAGUUAUGCUUUUUAUCAUGAGCUUUGAAAUUGGUGCUAAACCAUAAGUUUUAAAAGAUCAUUUAGAAACCUGGCAAGGACAGUUAAUGCUGACCAUUGAUGAUUAUAAAUUAAGGAACAUACAGUAUGCAUGCUUGUGGUGCCUUCUGAAGAGUUUAGAAAUCAAUGAAAAUAAAAAUUUACUUUGAUGAAGCUUUAUAUCAGAUAUCAGCUUGCAUUCAUUUUGACUGCUUUUUUAAUCUUGUUUCAGCUGAAAGGCUUUGUUGUCCACAUUUUAAAUUCAGAGCAUGCGGCUGUUUACAGUCCUAUAUCAUAGGAGAUGGUAAGUCUGUCUGAUAUCAAGACAAGUCAGAUUUGUUCUGUUACACAACCAAAUCCUGUCAGCUCCACCUGCAGCGUAUGUUCCCCUCAUCCAUCUCAGUCAGCCACUGAAGCACACCCCUUCAAUCUCGGAUUGCGUUAAAACACAGUUGAAAAAUUUAUUUUAUAAUACAGCUAAUAACAGUUAAAGAGUGUUCUUUUACUUUCCUUUAAUUUUUGGAUUUAAAAUCAUAGGCAAAGUUAUGUGUCAUGCUGGGAUAAAUUUUACACUUUAAGUUACCUGUAAUGAAAGGCAAACAUGUUAUUUGUAAAUCUUAAAGUGUUCUGGUGUAGAGCCCUAACUUGUUUCUUGCUACUUUUUAUGUAGGAAGCAACAUGCAAGAGUCAAGGGAACGAGCCAACGACAUGCUUCAAAUGCUUAAAAAAGCAAAAGAACUCAGUAACAAGAAAUGCUAUGAUGUUGAAGAAGUCAGAAACCAAGCAAAAUCCACGAAAAGGUAUCAUCUGCUUGACUUAUUGACUCAACUACUGUACAUUGUAUAGAAGAAUGUGUGAGCUCAGCUAUGACAUCUGCAAAUGGUUAGACUUUCUAGUCUUCUUGGAUGAGGACAAUCAAUAGUAGGCUCUGUAUCCUGCACCUUCUCUGUACUGGUUAGCAGGGGAAGUGAAGGAACUCACACAUUUCUCUCAAAGAUACAUGUACAUGUAAGGGAUUGUAGCUCCCAGUACUGUAGUAAGGUCAAAGGAGAACUCUCAAAAUUUCCUUUCAAAAAUUUAAACUGUACGGUGCAGUCUGGCCAAAGUGUCCUACACUGUGUUGUAAAGUGCAUGGGGCAUAUUGUUAGGGAAAUUCUCUAUAAGUGCAUCAUUAUCAGUAUUAUGUAACAAUUUAAGUAAUCAAAUAACUCUUGUUGAUCCUAGUAAAUACUUGCAAAGUGGCUGUCUCUACUGGUGUCAGUAGCAGUAACCAAGAGCAUUGGUUGUAACAUUGAUAUAUUUUGUGAAGAACUUGUUGGAAACUUUUGUGACUGUUGAAACUUUUCAGAUCUAAAAACAUUGGCCUUGGUAAUGGUCAGAGGAAGUGUACUGAAUUUGAGGAGUAUGUGCUGGAAAAGAGGAAACACUUACGCGACACUUUGAAAUUAUGUGAAAGAGCUACUCAGCGGGUGUUGCUGUAUUCCAAUAACUUCCUGCACAAAAAGCUCAAAACUGAUCCAUCAGUAAGUUCCAUGUACAAUCACAGUCAUGCAUGUGAUGGGACACUCUUUAUAUAUUUACUUUAUUGAUUUAGUUAUCUGCAAUCUUCAACCAGUCCAGCCCACUUCAGCUGCAAGCUGCUCAGAAUAGGGACCUUAUCAUAUCUGUUACAUGUAUGUCACAUGAUACACAGCCUCAAAUAACCUUGUCACUCCCAAGAUCUCAUUAGUAAUUCUCCUUAUGGUUUUCAGUCCAAUUCUCACAAUGUUAGUUCAGAGAAUUUGGUACUGGAUCAACUAAUAAUGUGCUGAAUUGUUUUUUUAAAUUUUCAUCAGUUGUCUCUUUGGUAUUGUAUUGAUAUUGUAAGGAGAAAUUCUGUUGCGGUCACUCAUUGGAGUUGAAGGGUUAAAUGUAGACAUUGAGAUUCAGAUUUCCAACUAUAUGUAUGGCUUUGAAGAUUAAGAAGCCGUCAAUUGCCUGUCCAUAUUUAAUUUGAUAAAAUUAUCUUUUUCGGGAAACGGACUGGAAUGCUCAAAACAGAUAUGAUUAUGGUAUAAAUGUGCAAGGCAAAAAGUGAUUUUGAUACUUGUCCAUGAUACUUGUCAUUUUUGUUCUUAUCUUUGAAAACAGAUGAAGGGGAAGAGCUUCUUUAGGGGGAGGGGGGGGCAAUUUUGAAUUUGGCUUAUUGGAAGGUCAGUUGAAAGGAGUGAAUAAGGGAGAGGAGGCACUAAUUAGAAGGUUUAUAAAUCUUGUUAUUCUCACCCUUAGAAACCUCUUCGUAUUGUGAGACAGAAAGGAAAGGCUGCCCUUGGUAAACUGAAGGCCAUGGAAGAUUUACCGAAAGAACGGUGUUGUGUGGAUAACUGUGUUAUGGUCAGUGCACAUUCUUUAAUGUACUGUUUACUGCUGUGCACCAUAUCUUAGAUAUAUAAAUUAUUUCCACAUCACUCUGUAAACAAUGUCUUGAUCAUUGGUUUUGGAAAACAUUGGAAACGUCUUGCAUAAUAUGACGUAAAUUUAUGGAAUUUUCAUUGCUUUGAAAGAGAAUGAAUCCUGUGAAAGAGUUGUUACAUACAUACAUACAUACAUACAUACAACAUACAGGGUUAUAAACAAAUGAAUGUGUAAGUAGAUAGUAAUGAUUGUGAAUUCUCAAAUUUAUAGAUUGCAAUGACACACACAAAUCUGCUAAAGCAGUGGCGUGACCGAGCCAUCUCAGGGCAGACAGAAGCACGGAGAGUUCUUGCAGAGAUGCUCACGCCAUCUGGAGGUGCGCGCUCUAAUUGUUACAAGUUCAUAUCCUGGGUGACAGGAUGUAGUCACAGCACAAUCGGCAGAGUUAAUGAACAAAUGAAAGAAACAGGUUUGUUUUGAUUUUCUACUUUUCUUCUUUUUUAUUGAUAGGUACUGUAAUAACAUGAUUUCUCGUGUAGUUUGGCUUAAAUAAGUAGUUGUGAAUUUUUGAGACGAAAUACCCUUUUAAUUCAUGCAAUUUUGUUAGUCUGAAAUUUACUCGUGGUUAUUUAAGCUAAAUAGCAAUCGAAAUCGUGUAAUUACCCAUACUCAAAUGGUGCUGUAAAUAGAAUAAGAAAGAUAUUAAAUUUUAAGCUCGGUAUCCAUUACGAAGUUCAUAUACGCCACGCGUCCUGCAUAUUGCUAGGAUCAGCAAUUUCGAUAGCGUCAUGUUUUGUAAAUAGAAUAAAAAAGAUGUUAAGACCCUACACCAUAGAACCUCUUUGACUGAGUAGUAGAGCAUCGGAGCGCGAAAUCCGAAGGUCUGAGGUACGAUUCCUGACGGGAAUUCAGACUUUUUCUUUGUUCCACGCUCGUGACAAGACAUCUUUUUCUAAAAUGGUGCUUUUAGGGAGAAUUUGGCCAAAAUCCAUGUUACUUCUCACGAAAUACAAGAAUAUUGAGAGUGACCGCCUAGACUCGUGAAAACAAGUGACUCGUAGGAUGAAGCAAGGAACUCACCAUUUACACAGGAGCUUAAAGCAGAAUUAGAAGAUUGGUUUUGACAGGAGGUUGUUUAUAUCGCAUGGGUUUCUUUGUUUCUCUUCCUCCCAGGUGGUGACAGAGAACCUCCUUCUCAUGGUCUCAUUAAAUGGUGGCAGGAAAACCCUAAACCCAAGAAAACCAAGCUGAAAGAUCCGCAGCAGGCUCAGGUCGACACUGUUCAGCAAGUGGCAUUGCAACAGAUCCAGCAAUCACUGCCUCAAGUCAACAUCCUACAAGCUGCAGUCAGUUCAGCCGGUCUGUCGGCUGUCAUGAUGCAGCCUGCUGUGUCGUCUGGAAUUCCGGCACUGACCACUGUGAACAGCUCCCAACUGGCGCAGACACAGUUACUUCCUACAGUCACAUUCACCAAUGGAACCAUCCAAGUGCAGGGUGCACCUGUACAGGUUAGUUUGCGGUCAGCAUUUGAAAGAUGCUGUCCCAGUUUUUCCCUUCCCCACUUUCAAAUCGUUUAUUUUUAACGAACUCUGUGAUUUUAGAUUCAAACCGCUCAACCAAUACAAGUGCCUCAGGUUCAGGUACAAGUUCAACAACAGCUGCAACAGCAACAGUUGCAAUACCAACAGCAGAUUCAACAACUGCAACUGCAACAGCUCCAGUUACAGCAGCAACAACAGCAGCUUCAGCAACAACUCCAGCAAACCCAGCAACUGCAGCAGCAAGCGUCACAGCAACUCCAAGCACACGUGAGUACUUUUUUAUUCCAGCCGAACCCUUUUACUCCCUUGAUGUGAUUGUUAAUUCUCCCUUCUAGCGUUCGAGAAUUUGGUGUAAGAUCAAGAUAAUAAUUUAUCGGUUCUUCAUUGGUCGUCACUUCUUUUAACUUUUUAUGUUUGUUUUGCGCUGACUUUAUUCAUUUUCACAAAUUUUUUUGACUCGUGCGAUGGACUUGCUAAAAAAGAGUGACUUCUCGUAGUCUUUGACUGAUCGUAUAGUCGCUAAAGCUUGUUCCGGUCUCCUUGACUUGACGUGACUAUGAGUAUUGUUACUUCUCUUGGAGGGAUGCUACUCCAUCGCACGGUACCUUUCCCCCUCCCCCCUCAGAAUUCCUUGAAAAGUCCAUGACAGUUUGCUGUACCCAUUCAAACUUAAGGGUGGAGAGAGACAUUGUGAGAUUUCGGUGCUUUGCCCAAGAACACAGCACAGUGACCUUGCAAAGGGUUCAAAUUCAGAUAAGAGUUCAGUUUGCUACCCAUCAAAUCAACCAGUAGAGAUCAGUGAGCUGAACGUAAGCUUGCUAGGCGACUUUUAGUUUUAACACCUGACCGGUUCUGUUGUAGGUUGUCCAUCAAUUGCAACCACAACCUCUGCAACAACCGGCCUCUCAGCAACAGCAACAGCAACAACAACAGGUGCAACAGCAGCAGCAGGCUCCGCAAACACAACCGCCACCACAACAACAGCAACAAGCACCACAGGUUGCUCAACAGACAACCCAACCCCAGCAACAGCUUGUGCAGCAAGCUGAAUCCCAAGAGACACCGCCUAAUGUAACUAUCACCAUGGCAACGUCCAAUACCUUGACAACGGCUGCGUUGCAAGGCAACCUGACUGCGUCGCAAGCAACGCCGCUGAACACUGAGAGUUUGUUUGCCACAGACGGGUUUCACAUUCUCAGUGCUGUACAGCCGCAGGUGGUCACGCUUCCCGUCUCGCCCCAGUCGGCAGUGGGUCAGGCUGUACCUGUGUCGCUGAUCCAGACUCCUAACGGACAGCAGGGCUUGCAAUAGUUUGGGCACUACGUUGAAAUGCGCUGCUGUAGUAAGGGCAGGCAGAGAAUUGAGAUGUUACGGCUUGUAUUAAAGACACCAAUGAAUUUUAAGUUACUCGGUUGAUCUACAUGUGAUUCCGCUUCCAUCAGCAUCAAAUUAGUUGAUUGGAGAGAUUCAUGUAUACGAAUCUAUGUAAAGGAUAAUGGGCUCCUGAUUCAUUUUAGUUUUAUGAAUGGUGUAUGUGGGCAAACUGACCACUAUUAUUUUUUCAUUUGUACAAACUUAUAGCAGUUGACUUGAUAAUUAGUAGAAUUGUAAAUAGUGGGCCACUCUGUUGUUGUAAAAAGAACUGGUGAAUGAUGUACUAGGGGAAGUAAUGCAGAUAGAAGCCAAAUCAGGAAUGGGGUUAAUCAAAAUUUGUUGGUCUGUAACCAAACUGAAGUUAAAAGUAGACAACUGCACCAUGUAUUAAGUAUUGACUAUAGAUGACCAGUCGAAUAUUGUUCUUUAUUGUAUGUCUUUAGUUCGUGCGCUAUGAUUGGUCAAUUUUGCGGGCCGUAUUAUCACUUUACGUCCCACUGAAUUCAAGUUUGUCUUGGUCGCCAGAUUGGAACCCAUUUGUAAUAACUUUCUUACUAACCUCGUUUCCUCGGUCCGUACUGCAAGUUGCGAAACCUAAUUUUUCCUGGUGGGUAGCUCACAGUAAGGAACUCAAACUCGGUUGGUUAGAGGUAUGUGCUCUCGAUACUGAUUAAUG